AUGGGGCGGAACAGGAAGGAGUCAGGCUAUCUGACGGCGGCUCUAGAGGAGGAGCAAGAAGAGGCGGAGGAACAUACUGAGGAGGGCGACGAGGAAGAGGGGGAGGAACAGACGGAGGAGGGGUCUGGUGGGGAGGAUCAGGCCGAGGCUGAGGCGGAGACGCCGGCACAGGAAGCAGUGGAGCCGCCGAAGCUGGCCGAGGGCUUCUACGAGAUUGAGGCCAUCCGCCGCCGCCGCCUCCGCAAGGGCCAGCUUCAAUACCUCGUCAAGUGGCGUGGGUGGCCGGAGAGUGCGAACACAUGGGAACCCCUUGAAAACCUGAAGGCCUGUUCCGACAUUGUUGAUGCUUUCAAUAAGCGGUCAAGGUCGCCCAGGUCCUCUCGAAAGCGAAAGCGUAAGACUGCAACAACUCCAACAUCCGAUCCUAACCCUUCUCGUGGCAAACGUGGCCGACCACCUCGGUCGGAGGCCCGGAGCAUGCAAGGCAUACAUGCCUCAGAAGUGAAGAAACUGCCCUGCAGGACAAGUAGUAGGAGAGCAAAUAAUAAUAGUAACAAGACCUCACCUGGGGGCCUUGAUGCAUCAGUGAACUUGCUUGGGCAAAGAGUAGUACAGGAGGGUAGUUCUGGUGUGGUCUCAGUUGGGUUUCUGUCUCAAGGGGCUCCCUUAUCUGUUAGCUUGACUGACCAACAAGAUGUGCAGCACCCUGCUAAUGGUUCAUUGAAGGUGGACAAUUCAAUACGAGCAACCCCACCUCAGGGUGGACAGGUGACAGGUGCCAAGAAGCGCAAGUCUGGAUGUGUCAGAAGGUUCAAGCAGGAUGAAGUAACACAGGAGCAAGGAGAUAUCCGUGAUCGCACGAGUGACAAGCCAGGCAAUGAGACUGUUGAUUCCACAGAAGGAGAAACUGGUGAUAAGAACAAGGGGGAGGACUCUGGUAACCAAAUUCAUAUGCCUAAGAUCAUUAAGAUCAUCAAGCCAGUUCGCUAUUUUGCCACUGUUAUGGAUGGUGUGCAGCAAGUUGCAAUAACAUUCAAGGCACUCAGGUCUGACGGAGAGGAGGUAUUCGUGGAUGACAACCAGUUGAAAGCUAAGGAGCCCCUGGUGAAAUGGACUCUUACCUAUGCACCAAAGUUCUCGGCACUGCGCUACUUGGCACUGAGGCAAGGGUGGGCGCCGUGGCCCAUGGCGCCCACUUCGACGUUGAGACUUGUGGGGCCUGUUUGGAUUGCUCUGGAUGGAGCUGCCUGGACCAGGCAAGGCUCUAGGCGUUCGAUUUUGGAUGCCUGGGUUUACGAUUGGAUGCGCAUCUGCCUGACAGAGCACCAACCAAACAUGCACGUAGUGUCGAGGCCAGGGCAAAAAUGUUAUGUAAUUUGCUCUUGUACUGCUAUUGGUUCUGUGCCUGGUUGGGGCUACCACAUACUCAAAGGCGUUAACAAAUCUAGAUUGCAUGGAGAAGCAAAUAUGUAG
Miscanthus lutarioriparius is the source of this 1473-nucleotide messenger RNA. Lineage: Eukaryota; Viridiplantae; Streptophyta; Magnoliopsida; Poales; Poaceae. The record is from the annotation of a GenBank genome assembly.